AUGGAUGAAGAAAUAGCUUCAAUAGAGAAAAAUAACACAUGGAAUUUGGUUCAUCUGCCUGCUAACAAAAGACCAAUAGCAGUCAAAUGGAUAUACAAAUUGAAAUACCUACCUGAUGGCACUAUAGCAAAGUACAAGGCAAGGUUAGUGGCCAAAGGGUUUUUACAAAAGCAUGGUAUAGACUUUAAAGAGAUUUUUGCACCAGUGGCAAGGAUUGAAACUUCUGCAUUUCUCAAUGGCAAACUUGAGGAGAAAGUAUAUAUUGAACAACCUCAGGGUUUCAUAGUUAAAGGAAAGGAAGAUCACGUGUUGAAGCUGAACAAGGCACUAUAUGGACUAAGACAAGCACCAAGAGCAUGGAACAUGAGAAUUGCUCAUGGCAGGAGCAAACACAUAGAAACAAAGUUUCAUUAUCUGAGAGAUCAAGUCACUAAGGGGAAAAUCAAACUAUCGUAUUGCAACACAGAAUUUCAGAUGGCUGAUGUGCUCACUAAGCAAUUAAAGAUAGACAGGUUCAAGGAUUUGAGAAAGAUGAUGAAUGUGCAAAGCCUUGAGACUUUGAAUUAA
Trifolium medium is the source of this 567-nucleotide messenger RNA. NCBI's taxonomy places the organism in Eukaryota, Viridiplantae, Streptophyta, Magnoliopsida, Fabales, Fabaceae. The record is from the annotation of a GenBank genome assembly.